Messenger RNA from Ictalurus punctatus (channel catfish), 1692 nucleotides. RefSeq names its product coiled-coil domain containing 33 (gene ccdc33). Gene Ontology annotation, cellular component: peroxisome. Bases 1 to 1500 code for a protein of 499 amino acids. The transcript is spliced from 12 exons. The record is from RefSeq and is a predicted model, not a curated record. Lineage: Eukaryota; Metazoa; Chordata; Actinopteri; Siluriformes; Ictaluridae.
AUGUCUGUUCCGUUCCCACAGCCUCCUGAAUCUGUCUUCACUCUGCCGGUGCUCACAGCUCAGGGCCAACCUCAGAUUUCACAGCCAGGAUCACCUGAAGAGCAGCCAGUGUGGAACCACUGCUUGCUGUUCCUGGGUCGGGACUGUGCCACUGCCUUCACUCCGGGAAAACCUUUGGUACUCAAGUACUAUCCUGCAGCAACAGUAAUGAAUAUCAUGAGCGGGCACCUGAGGAGCCCUGUAGCAUUAUCAGCCCUGAGUCUAAACCAGCAACUCUACAGCAGCCUAAUGUCUGAGAGAGGCCAGAAAGGUGUGAGACUGCAGUGCCUACCUCUACAGCGUCCGGACUCCACCCUGAGCCAGGUGGACUGCAGAUCACUUCCCUGUCUGGAGCUCAUGCUCCAGAAUGAGUUCCUCUCUUCUCUUGUUGAAGGAAAGCUAGAUGUUCCUCGCACAGUGCUGGAGUUGGAGCAGGCAGACAGUGGCGACAACUCAACGCUUAUAGAAAACCACACCCUACACCAGUCCACUGUGAGUCUCCCUCACUUUCCACAGCCCUCUUUCACUCCUCCCCUCUCAGACCACCACACCCUCCUGCAGGCUGCUGAGCUGGAGAACUAUCGUUCCGCCAUGUGUAAAAUGGCAGAGGACAUCCUCGCUCUGCGCACUCAGGUGGCCAGUCUGGAGGAGCAGAACAGUCAACUUCGCAGUGAGCUCUCUAUGAACCAUGAACUGGGGCGCACGCUGCUAGAUGACACUGACAUUGACGUCAUGACCAAGGCUGAGAUUACAGACAGAAUAGUUUCUCUGAAGUGCAAGCUGGCCAGUGAGAGCAGUAAGGCAGCAGAUCAGAGGGAUAAGGUCCAACAGCUUCAGAAUGAGCUCAUCAGGAAGAAUGACAGUGAGAAGGAGCUAGUGCAGUUACAGCGAGCGCACCAACAGCAAAAGGUUGUGCUGCAGCGCUACCAAGGACAGAUCAAGAAACUCUCAAGUCUGGAGGCUACAGUACGCCAACAGGAGAAGGUUAUUGAAAAGAUGGAGAAGGUGCUGACCACAAAGCUGAGAGAGAGAAAUAAAGAAAAUGCAGAGAAGAAGAACAAGACGGUCUUAAAAGAAAAAGAUACUGAGGAGAGCAGAUCGAGAGAGAUUGAGUCUAUACUGGCUGCAGAAAACUCUCGCCUAAGAUCAGAGCUGGAAAGGCUUCGACAACAGCCACAGCCUAUUAUCAUACAACAACCUGCCCAGCCUUUUGCAGACAGUGAGAAGCUCAGACUGUUAGAACAGCUAGAGAGAGCAGAGGCAUGCAUCCGUGUUUUGGGCAAACAGCUGGAGGAGAAUGCCAGGCAGUGGGGGAAAGAAAAGCAGGACAUGUUGACCAGACUCAGUGAAUACACUCAUGGAUUUGCUCGUGCAUCAACCUUGCAUUACGUGCCACUGAAUAAUGUUUCAGACUCCAUUUUGGGACACAUACGUCAUAAGGAGCUGGACACCCUUAAAUGACCUGAUUCAACAUCACUUUAUUUAAAUUGCUGUUUUAUGCAGUAUAAACAAGAAAGAAUAGCAAAACAAUACAUUAGGAGCAACCUUGUCUUAUAAUAAAAUUAAUUCAUGUCCAUACAGUAUCUAUCGUCCAUGUUUUUUAUUCUUGAUGUGUUUCCAGUAUUAGAAAUAGUUUGUAGUAAUGAAUUAAAA